Molecule: messenger RNA, 1393 nt
Organism: Manis javanica (Malayan pangolin)
Lineage: Eukaryota; Metazoa; Chordata; Mammalia; Pholidota; Manidae
Gene: SPATA17
Product: spermatogenesis associated 17
Biological process (GO): spindle organization; mitotic cell cycle; establishment of meiotic spindle localization
Cellular component (GO): spindle pole
Molecular function (GO): calmodulin binding
Source: RefSeq, a predicted model, not a curated record
AAGGCAGGAUGAAGAAAAAAAGUGGAGUAAACCAAAAGUUGAACCCCCGGGAUUGGCUUUAUGGUUUAGCCCGGUUGCCGUGGAGACCGAGAGUAACACCAGCCGUGCGCCGGGAGCUGAGAGGCUAUGGCCACGUUAGCCCGGCUGCAAGCUCGGUCGGCGAACGUAAGACAGCAGUACUACUUCAGGAACAGUGUUGUGGAUGCAUUCAGAAAAAAGGAGAAUGAUGCAGCAGUUAAAAUCCAGAGCUGGUUUCGAGGAUGUAAAGUUCGGGCAUAUAUCAGGCAUUUACAGAAAAUAGCAACAAUUAUUCAAAAGUGGUGGAGAAGUUACUUAGGCAGACAACAGUAUCAACUGAUUGUGGAGAUAGCAUAUUAUGCUAUGAAGAUGAAUCUCUACAAUGCAAUGGCUGUCAAGAUUCAGAAGCGAUGGCGAGGCUAUAAGAUUCGGAAAUACUGCUUUAAUUAUUUUUAUUUGAAGGAAUACCUGAGAGCUGUUUCAGAGAACAAUGAUGCAAUUAGGGAGGCCCUGGAGGACUUUGCAGAAAUGAAAGAAAGAGAAGAGAAGAAGGCCGAUCUGGAAAGGGCCGAGAAGGAAAGAGGUGACCUAGCCCGAAAGACGCAUUACCUCCUCAGCACAAAGCAGAUUCCAGGUGUGUAUAAUUCACCAUUCAGAAAAGAUCCCGAUCCGCGGGAGCUGCAAUUACAGAAGGCAAAGCCUUCAACACACCAAAGACCUAAAGUUAAGCAGAAGCCUGCGGUCAGCCCGAGUAGCUGGCUCGCUUGUACGAGUGCGCGUUCCUUUCCUCGGUGUCAAAUUCUGCCACCCAUUGAUAGGAAACAAUGUCAGGGACCCUUCCGCAAUAUCGAGGAAGUACUGGAGCAGCGCUACAAGCCUUUGGAGCCGACGUUGCGGGUGGCAGAGCCGAUGAAUGAGUUAACGGAGGCCAGAGAGGAGCUCAGAAGACAGGAGCAGGCGAGGAUCGUAAAUGAUAAUAUGUUUUUGCCAUUUUCUUCCUACCAUAAAAACAAAAAGUACAUCCCAUCAAUGCAUUCAUCAAGCAAGUAUGGUCCUGAUUCUUAUGGAUGUCAACAUUUCAGAGAUGAAAAUCCUAAGAAGUGGAUCUGUGACAAGGAUUUUCAAACUGUAUUACCAGCAUUUGAUCUCUUCUCAAAGUAUGGAAAAUCGUAUUCAAAAGCUGGGCAAAUUGUAUAAAGGUAUGAAUUUUUGCUAAGAAACAUUUCAAAAAGCAUGUUAAAUAACAAAAACAAUCAAAUGAGACUGACUUAACUAUAAAGCAUUUUUAAAACCAUGCUAAAUAAUAUUUAGACAUACUAAAACUCCAUAUUAUUAUUUCACUCUAAUGGUUUUCAUUAUUCAAAAAUCAUGGAUU